Messenger RNA from Eublepharis macularius, 3187 nucleotides. It is a transcript of the gene DCP1B, whose product is annotated as decapping mRNA 1B. Lineage: Eukaryota; Metazoa; Chordata; Lepidosauria; Squamata; Eublepharidae. The record is from RefSeq and is a predicted model, not a curated record. The coding region runs from base 1 to 1827 and encodes 608 amino acids. Gene Ontology annotation, biological process: deadenylation-independent decapping of nuclear-transcribed mRNA; deadenylation-dependent decapping of nuclear-transcribed mRNA; positive regulation of catalytic activity. The transcript has 9 exons. Gene Ontology annotation, cellular component: P-body. Gene Ontology annotation, molecular function: mRNA binding; enzyme activator activity.
AUGGCGGCGGCGGUGGCUGGGGCCGCCCCACUGGGCAAGGGGCUGGACAUCAGCCUGGCGGCUCUGCAGCGACACGACCCCUAUAUCAGCAGUAUCCUGGACGUGGCCAGCCAGGUGGCGCUCUACACGUUUGGGCACCGAGCCAACGAGUGGGAGAAGACUGAUGUGGAAGGGACACUGUUUGUUUAUACCAGAUCAGCUUCACCAAAAUUUGGGUUCACCAUUAUGAAUAGGCUGAGCAUGGAGAAUCGUACAGAGCCAAUAACUAAAGAUCUAGAUUUCCAGUUGCAGGACCCUUUUCUACUUUACAGAAAUGCCAGAUUGUCCAUUUACGGAAUUUGGUUUUAUGAUAAGGAAGAAUGCCAAAGAAUUGCAGAGCUCAUGAAAAAUUUAACUCAGCAAGAGCAGCUGAAAGCACAGCGGGGGGCAGGUAUAGGAAUUUCCCCAGUAAGCUUGAAUUCAGGUGACAGCAAGGAGGUGGAUAUCCUACGGAUGCUCACCAAAGCCAAAGAUGAAUAUACCAAGUGUAAGACGUGCUCAGAGCCUAAACAAAUAACCAGCUCCUCUGCUAUAUACGACAACCCCAAUUUGAUCAAACCAAUCCCAGUGAAGCCCAGCGAUACACAGCACCAAUGUAUACCUCAACAAGUCCAGAACAUAGACCCUGAACCACAGCAUUUAUCCCUAACCACUCUCUUUGGGAAGCAAGAAAAACCUAGCACAUACCACAAUACCUCAGAGCAUUCCCAGAAGCAGUACCAAGAGAACUCUCCUCUGCGGCAAGGGGUUGUGCGCUCAUUGUCUUAUGAGGAGCCCGGCAGACAUUCACCCACGGCAGAGAAGCAGCUUUGUCCCGCCAUUCAGAAACUCAUGGUGCGUGGGGCGGAGCUUCACCCUGUCUCUGAACUUCCCGAGAGCCGCCUGUGUGAAAACGGCAACGCUCACGCCAUGGGGGAAGUUCUCACUGGACUCUUUCAGCCCGUGGCUUCUCAUAACAUUAGAACAUCUCAUUCCAUUCAGGACCCAAGUAGCACUCGGAGCCUGUUGCAGCAUCUGCAAGGCCAGUCAGGACAGAGGACCAAGACAGAGACCAGCAAUGGCAGUCCUGCAAGCACAGCUGCAUCUGUCUUCAGCAGGACUCCUGCUGCCUCCUCAGUAGCCCAGGUAAAGAGCAUAACUCAGCCACAUCUCAUGUAUUUCAAUGGUGCCUUCCCAGGCCAGACUGUGGGUCCUCCAGCCCUCAGUAAAGAACAAGCCAAACUUCCUGGGCAGUCACUUCCUCUUUCAGGGAACCAGUCCGGUGCUUCUGGAGUAAUUUCUCCACAAGAAUUGUUAAAAAAGCUCCAGAUAGUACAGCAGGAGCAGCAGUUGCACGUAUCCAGCAGGCCAACCUUGGCAGCUAAGUUUCCAGUGGUCACGCAAAGCAACACCUCUCUGAAACCGUUGGAUUCCUGGAUGGACAAGGCCUCAAAGGCAGAGAGGCAGACUCCCCGUUUUCAGGUCAUCUCGCCGCAGCGCAUUCCUGCUACUGUAACUCCAUCACUGCUGAUGUCCCCAAUGGUGUUUACUCAGUCUGCCCCAGCACCACCAAAACCAAGCGAAAGUGGGUGGCUGCCCGUUGGAGACCAAGAAGCAGCUUCUUCAGCUAAUCAGCUCUUGCAUAUACAGAACUCGGAACCAUCUGUUGCAGGCAACAGCCCACUGACAAAGCUCCAGCUGCAGGAAACAUUGCUACAUCUGAUCCAGAACGAUGACAACUUCCUGAACAUCAUCUAUGAGGCCUACCUUGGCAGCGUGAGAAAAGCAGCACUGAAAAAGCCCAUGUGAAACAGGAUUCUUAAUUAAAUGUUUGUGAUGUCUUGCACUUGCCUUUUUAAAAACAAGCAAAACGAGUGGUCUUGGGCUUUCUGCAUACUUUUAAACGAUGCUCAUUGGCAAGUACAAGCUGUACUGAGAAAAUGAGUAGGUGGGAACUGAUCGUGCCUUCUGGGGGGUUGGGGAGAGAUUGUCACACAGUGAAAAGACAACAGUUAGCAAAAACACAGGCUUAUCAUGAUUUUUUCCCCUUACACAGGCCAGUUUUUAGACGGACCAGCGCUUUCUGUUCAGGGUUGUCAUUCUGGCUUUUUCACCUAUGGAUUAUUAAUUGCCUGGGUAUUUUUCUGAGGUCUUCUGUGACCAGGGGUGCAAGAAUGCUAUUAUUACACAGUAGUUUUACAGGGAAUGGUACUAAUUAAUGACCACCAGAUGGCAGUCUAGGACUGUAGUUUAAACACGAAGCUGUUGUGGAAACUGGUUGGAGAUGGAAGAUAGUUGAAAAUGAAAGGGUGCAACGCCAGGAUUGCCCAAAGCCUUCAUCCCAUUAGAACACCUCCUCUGUUUACUUUCAAAGCCUGUUUGAUCAGAGAUGAUGGUAGGGUGGAAGAAAACUCAUGAUGUCACCGUGAGCUUUCAUAUCCUCUGUGUAUUAGGAAAGACGGGCAUUUGCCACUAGAGACCCUGUUUCUCACGAUGUCUUUCCAAGUCAGUACUGUGGCUGAAAAGGUAACGUGGGAAAGGUUAACCCAGGUGUCUGCUGCUGCGAAAGACUUGCGCAUGCCAAGAACUUGACAGGACUCGAUGUACCUGUUUCUUUCGUAGAAGUAAGCAUCUGUGAUUUUUUUUUCUCCACCAUGUUUUGUGGAAGCACACUUGAUAUUUAAAAACAUGGAGAAGAGAGGUAGCCAAUCCAAAGAAAGUUAGGUAUGGAUAAGGUUCCCUUACAGUCGGCACCAUUAAGAUCCUUUUGAUUUCUGCAAUAUGCCCCCCUCCCAAGUUAUCUGCAGUCUGCUAAAUAGAAAAACAGUUGGCUUUCUCUCUUUUUUUAAAAAAACACUCAUUUUAUAAGCAUAUAUUUUUCUAUUUUGUGACCAGAGCGUUCAUAGCAGCCAGCAGAUAAGAUUGUCUCUUGGAAAUUAAUCCUUUUUAUUUCCAGCUGCUCUUGCCUUUUGAUGUAGAUGUAGGUUCGGUAUCAGGCCACAGUACUUCAGUGUGCUUCUAGGGGACGGCUGCAUAGUUUUAAACAUUUCGUUAAAAGUAGCAAGAAGAAUAGUUUCAUUUUCAGCGUACUGUUCCAUGAGCAGAUGGACAAUGGUUUUAAUGAUCCAUUUGUAAAAAUAAAUAAAUAAAAUAAAAUGGAUUACACAGA